CUGCCGGCGGGACCGCACGGACCAGAGGCCUGAGUCUGGAAUUCGGUGCGACGCUACACAAUUUGCACCGGAUAAAAGACCCGCAACGCUGCAGUGAUAUUAGUGCUCCCCACCCCUAGCUCUCUCUCUCCCAACCAUGUCCCUCCCUGUCAUGGAGUCGUCGUCCGCAGCCGCUGCAGCCCGCAGAGUCUCCACGGGAUCGACGAGCAGUGCCGCCGACAAGCGUGCGGAGAUUCUCCGGGCUCUGCGGGCUGAUAACACGACUUUCAACCCCUCGCCGUACGGCCAUGGCCUUGACUCCGCUCUCGAGGUUGAGGCGACUGCAUCAGCUUCUUCGCUCGAUCUUUCGACGAUUGUUCCCCCUGCUAUUGAUAGGAUCCGCAGACGUUCUGAGCUCCCCCGGGUCCGGACGCCCCAGUUGGGCGAGGCGAUCGAGUUGCCUGUCCUGUCUCCCAUUGAAGAACGCAGCAAUGCCCAGUCCAGUGCCAUCGCUAGUGGCCCCAGCCAGCACACUCUCAGCAAGAUUACGGACGUCGAGAUCGCCCCUACGCCGUACGCCGCCUCGCUCAGCUACACUGCGGAGACCCCGACCGUCACGCCUGCACAACGCGCUGCGUUCCGGCGGAAUGCCAGGAUCCAGUUUCUCGCGCUCUGCUAUUCGUUCUUCUUGGAGGGCUGGAAUGAUGGAUCGACCGGACCACUCUUGCCGAGGAUAGAGCGCAACUACCAGAUCGGCUUUGCGAUCGUAUCAAUGCUGUUCGUCACGAACUGCGUGGGGUUCUUGAGCGGUGCAGUGAUGAAUGUGUGGUUGAACCAGAAGCUCGGGAUGGGCAAGGUUCUCAUACUAGGCGCCGUAAUCCAGCUCAUAGGGUACGCCAUGAUGGCGCCCGGCGGGCCCUUCUGGGUCAUGUGUAUCGCGUUUGUAUUCGCCGGCUUUGGCAUCUCGCUGCAGAACGCGCAGGGGAACGGCUACGUGGGCAAUCUCAAGGACGGCGCACGCAAUGGCUUUGGGUUCCUGCACGCCUCUUACGGUCUCGGGGCGCUCAUAUCGCCUCUCGUGGCAACGCAGUUCUCGACUGCUGACCACUGGUCAUACCACUACCUCGUGUCCACUGGAAUUGCCGUCAGCAACGUCCUGCUGCUCGCAUUUGUCUUCAGGACCAAAAACCUAGAUGAGGUUAUGACCGAGGCAGGACAGGCUGUCUCAGAACCUGGAGCCAAUGAGAAUCUGUACGGCCAGAUUAUGCGACUGAGAGAGGUCCAUUACUUGGCAAUGUUCUCACUCAUCUAUGUUGGCGUGGAGGUGUCCAUCGGAGGCUGGAUCGUCACCUUCAUUGAAGAUAGGCGUGGCGGGAGUGCCAGUGCUGGGUACAUCUCCUCCGGCUUCUUCGGCGGGCUUAUGCUCGGACGCAUUACUCUCAUGCAGCUCAAUCGCAAGCUCGGCGAACGUUGGGUGAUCGUUUACUACUCCAUCGUGAUCAUAAUCCUUGAGGUGACCAUCUGGGUGGUUCCCUCGCUCAUCGAGAACGCUAUCGCCGUAUCCGUGGUCGGCCUUCUCAUGGGCCCCAUCUAUCCCGUCCUCAUGAACCAGUCCACCGGCAUCCUGCCCAAGUGGCUGCUCACCGGUUGCCUGGGCUACAUCGGCGGCAUUGGCCAGGCCGGCAGUGCGGUCCUGCCGUUCAUCACUGGCCUCAUCUCAAGCAAGUUCGGCAUCGCGAGCUUGCAGCCUUUCAUUGUGUCGAUGAUGUCGACGAUGAUUAUCAUCUGGGCAAUCGUGCCCAAGGCGAGGCGUAUCGAGUAGAUGUCUCUGCGACCGGUGUGUAAUAUACCCUCAAAACGUGUUUCCCCCUCUGCUGUACAUGUUGAUACCUGUUUCGUGCGCCAUUUUGUUCCCAUUCUCGUGCGUCGUCGUCGCCGUGUUGUGUUUGGCAGCAUACUUGUACUGUUGUAGAUAGACCGCUUUGUAAAACCCGUGUUACGACCACUGGCAUGUAUGUAGAGUCUAGAUCCGCAUGUCCCGAGUCCCCGUCUCAUGUAGGCCGCACGGCGCAUUGAGUCUUGACGCGACCACGUGAUCGUGUUUUUGCGAGUCUGACGCGACCUGCACUAGCAGUGUGCACGUCUACGUACAUACCAACGAGUCUCAGGGCGAGCACUCGAGCAGUC
This is a messenger RNA of Rhodofomes roseus, 2166 nucleotides long. RefSeq names its product MFS general substrate transporter. Lineage: Eukaryota; Fungi; Basidiomycota; Agaricomycetes; Polyporales; Fomitopsidaceae. Bases 137 to 1801 code for a protein of 554 amino acids. Gene Ontology annotation, molecular function: transmembrane transporter activity. Gene Ontology annotation, biological process: transmembrane transport. The record is from RefSeq and is a predicted model, not a curated record. The transcript is spliced from 12 exons. Gene Ontology annotation, cellular component: membrane.